Bubalus bubalis (water buffalo) is the source of this 2804-nucleotide messenger RNA. RefSeq names its product G2 and S-phase expressed 1 (gene GTSE1). The transcript has 11 exons. Gene Ontology annotation, cellular component: cytoplasmic microtubule; microtubule cytoskeleton. NCBI's taxonomy places the organism in Eukaryota, Metazoa, Chordata, Mammalia, Artiodactyla, Bovidae. Bases 468 to 2417 code for a protein of 649 amino acids. Gene Ontology annotation, molecular function: microtubule binding. The record is from RefSeq and is a predicted model, not a curated record.
UGCUGUCUGUCCCCAGGAGUUAGGGACACAUCCCAAGGGGAGCCUGCCCUCCCACUCUGAGCUGUCCCUUCCUGCCAGCUCCCAUGCUCAUACCCCAUAUGCCCUCCCCUCUCCUGGUUCCAAGCAAGACACAGCCUGGCCAGGGGAGCAAGAACCCUGGCCCCCUCCUCCAGGAAGGCCUCCGGCCUCCCACCGCAGGCCAGGGUCCCACAGUCCUUGCUACUGCACCUUUUUCCCCAGCUCUGCCCUCCGCAGGUCAGGGACAUCUGUGUCCCAACAUCACCCAGCACGGAACUCGCCCUGACUACCUGUCAGUGAACCCAUGACUGGUGAAUGAGCCCUUGAAUGAGUGCAUUACAAAAUGAAGCAGAAUCGUACUGGGGACAGGAAGAAAAGGAAUUGGAUCUCCAUUUAAGGUUGAAGAUCUGGUGUCGUAACCAUGUCCAUUGCGAUACGUAGCUGUCCUGAUGCCGAGCCUACGGAGACACCAAGCGAGCCCUAAGGCACCCAGCCCUGUGCGGCCAGGCUCUGGCCAGCUGUCGGGCAUGCACAGCGAGCCAAGGCAGUGCGCACGCGCGCCACCCCCCCCCCGCCACCGCCCCUUGCGGCUCCGACUACAACCCCCAGGAUGCACCGGGCCCCGCGGCCUUUCAAACCGGCCAAUCAGCAGCCCGCAGCGCUUCCUGCGCGCCCCGUUUAAAUUCAGGGCGCAGGCGCGUCGGCUGGGGUAUCACGGCGGCACUGGCCGGUGCUGCAGCGGCCCGCACGGUGGGGGCUUCCCUGCGGGCCUGGGGGAACCCGGGCUCCGACACCCGCCCCGCUUCUGUCUCCUGUUCCUUGCUGUGACCUCUGACAGCCCUGGCCGCGGAAGGAGGAAGCGACGUGCCUUCAGCCUGCCUGGCCCCCCCAGGAAGCGGAGAUGGAGGCUCCCAAGAAGGAAGCCUGCGAGACAGAAACCAGCUAGUCCUCCCAGGAUGAAAAUCCAAAAUGAAAAGGACGCCCACAGCAGCGUGCCCCCGGACAAGCUCAGCACCACCCGGGACGUCGCCAGCGUGCCAGCCAGUGGAAGCCACUUGGUCCCAGGCAAGCGGUCGCUCCCUGUUCCAAACAAGUCCGGGCCGAAGAAAACCAUGCUGAAACCACCUGGGUGUGCUGGUGGCCUGGCAGGAAGGUCCUCGUCAGGGUCUGUCUCGGGCCUGAGCUCCGCGGCACGUGCUUCCCCUGCGACUAGCGGAGCUAAGCCCAGUGAGCGUCCAGGCAUCUCUGCGGACAGUGCCCGGUCAAGCUCCAGCCAGACGGGCAGAACGGGGCUCGCCCUGCCACGGCCGUCCCUGCAGGCGGGCCCCGGGGGCGUGGCCUGCAGGCAAAGCCAGAGGCCAGGGGCUGCGGAGUGGACGGCGGAGCGGCCCAGGGGGCCCCCCAGAGCGUCUCUCCCCCAGCCCCAGACCCCGGAACAGGGAGGCCCUGGGCCGAGCUCUCGUUGUGGUUCGUCACAGUCUUCUCAACGGGAUAAGACCGCGGGUACAAGAAGGCGCGAUUCCUGUCUAAACUCCAAGACAAAGGCUGUGGCUACCCCUACGAAUCAAUUUAAAAUUCCCAGAUUUUCUACUGGUGAAGCCCUGGACGGUGCGACGCCAAAGUCCUGUCGGGCGCAGCGGCUGCAGUCCUGCACGUCGGUGGGGAGGGUGGCCCACAGCACUCCCAUGAGGUGGUCCUCAGCCGCGCAGAGCCUUGUCAGCAGCGUGAGGACCCCUGUGAGCACGAGGCGCCUAUCGGCCCUGCCCACGCCUGCCGGCCGCCGGCUCUCCAGCCUCCCUCUGGCAACCCCCACGACUGUGCCCAGGCUCCUGGCUUCUCCCCUGCCUGCAUCUGCUCAGCAACUCUCUUCUGAGCCCCAGAAAAAGUCCACAGUGAGAGCUGCACCUGCCAUGGAGGGCGACGGCCAGCCUGCAUCCAGGCGCCCCGGCUUGGCCCCCGACGGCAGCUGCUCACCUCUAUGUACUGUGCCGCGGGCACUGGACUUCUCUCCAGAAAAGAGUGGUUUUACUUUUUCACAAAGUAUCACUGCAGAAGUCACCCUGGAUGAAGCACAGCCCCCUGAAGCCACAGCCCCCAGUGAGGCUCUCCUCGUGGAUCUCAGACUGGAUCAACUCAGCCUCACCGUGGAGGCUGCGGCCACAGCCCUAGACGACCGGCCGCUCAUUGACUUCUGCAGAAGCCCCGAGGCAGUUGUGGCCCUGCGGUCUGGAAGUGGGCCUCUAGUUGACCUCCUGACAAACACCCCAGAGGCAAACAGGAAGGCCGUGGCCAAGCUCCCGGACGAGGUGAGACAGCUCAUAGACUUGGCUUCCCCUCUGAUCCUGCUGAGCCCCGACGCUGACAAGGAAAACGUGGAGUCUCCGCUCCUCAAGUUCUGAGUGGAGUGAAACAGUUCUUUGCACUUCACUCAGUUACAAGAACAGUCCUAAAGUAGUAUUCAACUGUCGGAGAUAAAUUUUAGAAGAGUUUGUGUUGGAAAAGUUGUAAAACGAAACAAAAAGCUAAGUAAAGUUACCAUGCCUGAAGUGGGCUAUGGGGUUGGGGGGCGGUGUCUGGCCACCUGAGGUCACUGCAGGCCAAUGGCCCCCGUCCUCCCGGCCCCGCUUGCGUGCUGGGUGCAGAGUGAAGAAUGGGUACGCUCCGGAUGAGUCUGGAUUUUUUGCAUGUAAAAUAGCAAGUGACCAUCUUUUAAGUUAAGAUUGUAUGAAAAGUUAAAUAUUCUAGUUUAAGUUCAAUGGUAAAGUAAAUGAAAAUGGAUUAAACCA